Molecule: messenger RNA, 572 nt
Organism: Prorocentrum cordatum
Lineage: Eukaryota; Dinophyceae; Prorocentrales; Prorocentraceae
Source: the annotation of a GenBank genome assembly
AGGGCUGCGGGCUGGUCGAGUACUCGUCGCCCCGAGAGGCGCGCGCGGCCGUGAAGGAGCUGACCGGCACGGAGAUGUCAGGUCGUCCCAUCUUCGUUCGAGAAGACAGGGAAGCUGGACAUUCCGUGAAGGUGCGCGGCGGUGGUCCCGCAAGCGGUGGCCGCUCCUACGCAGAGGGCCACAGGACAGCCGGUGGCGCCGGGAGUUCUGUCUACGUGGGGAACUUGGCCUACAGCGUGACCUGGCAGAUGUUGAAGGACCACAUGAUGGCGACAGGCGAGGUGGUCUACUGCGACAUCAUGGCCGCCCCUGGCACCACGAUGGGGUCAGCCGGGUGGGGCCUCGUGCAGUACGCCACGCCCAGCGGGGCCCGCCGGGCGAUCAGGCAGCUCACCGACACGGUCCUGAACGGGCGGCCCAUUUUCGUGAGAGAGGACCGAGAGGGUGAGCUCAGCGAAGGCGGCAAAGGUCUUGGCUGCGGCGGCAAGGGCGGAAGAGGCUCUGUCGGCGGAGCUGAAGAUCCGGCCGAGCGCCGCGUUUUCGUCGGCAACCUCGCCUUCCGCGUGACGUGG